CAACCGUCAUGAUUUCUUGCAUGUUGUUACGAUGUAACUGAAAUGGAUUAAAGUAAUUUUGAUGAAACCCUAACUGGAUCAAUAAAAGUACUGUAAUUCAAGCGGAUCACGCGAUAUGACUGAGUCUCAGCAUGCUGAUAGCUCCUGUGAAUUAAGUGACAAAGGGGAUUCCACGGACCAAAUUGGGCAUCGUUUCAAUACAGCUGGUGUUACUAUAAACCGUGAUGAAUAUUUACAAGCCUAUAGGGAGCUUUCGUUUGAUCGCGACCAACUCCAGUUGAAGAACAAUUUGCUUCAUCGAAGAUUGGCAGAAUAUUACAAGAAACGUAAGCUAGAACAUGUUUUAAAACCAUUAGAAGGUGCCCUUGAUUUAGAAGAGAAAUUUCAACAAAAACUCUUCAGUUACGAAGAGUUAAAAGACAAAGAGGAAAGAGAAAUAUCAGACAUAAAGUCUAAGGUGCAAUUGGUGGAAAAUCAUUAUAACGAGAAGCUUAAUCAUGCCGAAAAGAGAUUUAAUGAUCUGCACCAUUUGGAAAAAUCUACUGGCACUGGACUAAUUUAUUCGAAAAAGGGCAAACCCAUUGCUGAUAAGACAGUUGACCGUUUUUUAACUCUUCAAAGACGCAAGUCUGAACAAGGAUCAGCGCUCUGCUUGAGGUACAUCCGGUGUAGGAACGCCGUUACCGAAUUAGAGAGUGUUGUUAGGAAACUGGAAACGAUUGGACCGGGACUGUAUGUUGCACAGUUUGAGCAGCUCGAUAUCGAUCAUCAAAAUUACAAGACUAAAAUUGAAGAGCGAGAAGAUGAGCUGAUAAAAAAUCGUGGAAAGUGUACCGAGCACAACCAGAUAUUGGCCCACAUAAGAGAGAAGAUGCACCAUACCGAUGAAGUGAUAGAUUUUACUGAAUGUGAUCUUGGUGAUGCUGAAAUGGAAUACCAAAGAGCUCGUGAAGAUUUAGGAAGCGUAAAGGGUCGCCGGGAUAGACUGCGCUGGUCUCUGCAAGGCGAGCGACUGAGGGCUGGCCUGCUAACGAGGAAGGAUUUGUUGCGUGACUAUCAAGACGCCAUUGAUAAGGUUGAAUUGUUACGAAGGAGAAAAGAGGAACUACAGAACCAAGUGAAAGAGCUCACAAAAAGAGUAAGAGAUGCUCGAAAACUAAUGCUUGUUACUCCCGACCCAAGUAAUCAUAAAAGAGGCGACAGUUCUAAAGUUCCAACUGAUUCCAAUCUUGGUUCAAAUUUAUAUGAAAUUAUAUAGAUUGUCGGAUAUUUUAUAAAAUUUUAGAACAAAUAUUUUCAGUUUAAUUUGAUUUCUUUAAUUCAUUUUAUUGUUACGUGUUCAUAUAAAAUAAAGUUUUAGUGAAACUA
This is a messenger RNA of Leptidea sinapis, 1368 nucleotides long. Its product is annotated as coiled-coil domain-containing protein 96. Gene Ontology annotation, cellular component: axoneme; ciliary basal body. Gene Ontology annotation, biological process: cilium assembly. Lineage: Eukaryota; Metazoa; Arthropoda; Insecta; Lepidoptera; Pieridae. The transcript has 9 exons. The coding region runs from base 116 to 1258 and encodes 380 amino acids. The record is from RefSeq and is a predicted model, not a curated record.